GAAUUGCAAAUGGUUGACAUGGAGCCUGCGGUAGACAAGCUUGAAGCCUUGGUAAUAUCAGCUUUUUUUCUCUUACUUCUACUCGAUCCCUCUUGAAACACAAAUUUUAUGCUCAUUAUACUGUCAAUUCGCUUUCUGUUCCUCUGUGUUCUGUUAAUACAAACACAAAAAGUUGUUUUUCCUUUAGGCAGUUUUGGCGCCAAAUACAAAAAAAGAUUUAAGUAAACAUGCACUGAUAUGGAUCCUUAUGGUUGCACUGGAGUCUUUCCUCCCGAAAAUUCUUUCCUUGCUGGAAUUUAUGCAAAAGUAACAAUAAUUUGAACAGUUAAUUAAAACAUUUUGCGGUAAUCAAUGCAUUGUAGUAUCCCAAGGACUGUACAAGCUGAAUGUAGCAAAUUUUGCUUUUUCUCUGAAUCUGAAAUGUUCUGUUGUUUAUCCACUGUAAUCUAUGCUUUGUUAUACUCAUUAAUUGUUUCAGUUUCAACACAUACAACACAACCCGAAUUUUGCUUAAACAGUUGUCUUACAUGAUUUGAAAUAUUCUCAUUACUCUGUCAUUAUCAAGCAUCCCUUCUUGCACGUGUUUUUAAUUAUGUUACACAAGAAACUUCUAUCACCUACAUCAUCAACAUGUAUUGGUUGUCUUUCUCCGAAUUACAUAGUUUCAGAAGGCUGAGUCAGACCUGAACUACAUCUCCCUCAGACUGGAGACAGAGUUCUCUCAACAGUUUUCAGAAAGUUGUCAAGAUGAAGUAUGUUGAUGCUAUAACCUGUAAUCAAUUACAUUUAGAGAGCUCAAACUAAUUUUCAGAUGGUGGCCCGGACAUGAUGACUGGCCAGACAAAUUUUUGCUCAGUCAAGAUUCAUUUUCUGACCGGUCAAAAAAUUGGAACAAAAGUGAACUAAUCCUUUUGUAAUAUGCUCUUAAUGAAUGUGAUUGCAUAAUUUUUACAGAGAGACAAAAAUAUCUAAGAUUUACAGGUGAGGAUUUGGGUAUUUGCUAAAGAAUAAGAGUUUGCAUCAUCUGUCCAUGUGACCAGUGAGUGGAGCUUUUGGCCUGUCAAGACCCCACUCUGGCUUGACAUUGUCAAUUGACCGGCCAGUAUUUUAAGCCCUGCAUUUAUGUAGUUGAGGAUGUACAGUGUAUGUAAAUGUAACAUACAUUUUUGCAAAAUAAACUUACAAAAAAAUGUGCAGUCAAACAGAAAGAAACAGCAACAACAACAAUAAAAAAACAAGCACACUAAUAACAAUCAAACAGUACAGGGAAAAUGUCAGUCUGAUAAAAAAGAUCCUGUGCUGUGCGGAUUGUAUGUCUCUCACCUUAUACCUAUUGUAGCAAAUCAUCUGAAUUAUAUACCGCCCAAAGAACUAAGACUGGGCUGCAGUUUUUCAUGCACUGAAAAUUUGGGGUUAAAUUAAAGCCCAAGGACUAGCCUAGUUCUCAGAUAAACUGAGGUACCUGGAUCACACUUCCUUGUGCCUCAGAUCUUCUGAGAAUCAAGCUGUUCUAACCUUAUGAGAUUAAUCCAUUUAAAAGUUAUUGAAACCUCAUCUUAAAGUAUUAUCCCUUUCAAAGAUAUCAUAAUCUAAUUGAUUUGAUGAAUAUGAUGACACAUUUAUAUCAAAAUAUUUUGUAAUCUACUUCAGUCGAUACUUUGGGCAGUAUUGGUUGCAGGAAACAACUGAUUCAUUUCCUUUAAAAGUAUUAAAAUUUAAUGUUUUUAAUUUAUUAUUCAGCUGAAUCCCAUCAAACUGUUGAAGAGGAUAAAUCAAGCCAAACAACGAUUUAAGAGCCUUUCUGAAGAAGCAUCCUGCAUUUGCUCUAAACAGGAGGUACAGUCUUUGAAUACAGGGUGUAUUUGACUGAAAUAAUCCUAAUAGAAUUAGUAUAAGCUCUUUUGAAAAAUAGGGCAAAGGUGGGCGACUUCACUCCAUGUAUGUCAUAUGUCAAUCAAAAGAAAAUCAUGAAAGAAAUAUAACUUCUUUCAUAAGUCUCUUGAUUGUUAGUACAGUGGACGUGUCACCUGGCAAAGUUUAGUAAAACGAGUUGACCACUUCUGUACAUUCAAAGGCAAUAACAGCUGGGUAACAUAUUAAUAAUUUUAUACCCCGGUAUAUAGUACCCUCUGUUAAUAAUAUUUUUAUUUGGGGUAAUUAUUUUGUAGCAAUAAAAUGGUACGUUUCUUUUUUGAAAUAAUUCUAAGUUUGUUAAAGUUUCACAUUUUGUUUAUAAAAAUUGAUUUACAUUUUUAUUUUUAGUGUCAAUGACACCAAAUAGUUACACUCAUCUUGUAAAUUUUGGGUUAAGUGUGUGUUUGUAAUAAUAACAUUAUAUUAUUAUUAUAUUUUGAAUAUUUUAAUAGGAAAUCAAAGAUGUUCUUACGGAUCAAAUGCUGGCUUGCCAGGAUCUUUUACGUCAAUUGCAAAAGUGUGCUGGACUCUCAGUAGGUGUACUUAAUCUAACAUGUCAUCUAUUAUAAAAGAUUUUUUAAAGUUCAUUAAUACAAAAUUAUUUCAUAACAAAGAAACAGACUGUAACACAGUUACUCAAUAUUAUUGUAACUAGUACAGUACUUUAAAUUUCAUUUUCUAGAAAAUGGUAUUUUAACUCUUUGUUACUCUUUUGCCUUAUCAGGUUUUAGAUUCAAACGCUGAUGAGCAGUUUUUGCGAACACUAGAAACACUUUUAAGAAUAGGUAUGUAAAUGCAGAAAUCAAACUGAUAUGUACUAGGUCUUGUAGUCUUUGCCAUUUGUCUUUGAUCAAUUUAAGAUUUCAUCUUGUUUAAAUAGACACAACAAGUUCAGAACAGAGUGUAGAUGAUGAAGACAAAGAGAACAAUACAUCUGUUGAUCAAACUAGAGGAAAACAACCGCAACUAGGUACUGCAGUUUUUAUACAAGACCAUGUACAUGCAAGAGAUACAAAAUAAUGUAAAAUACAAUAAUAUUGAUGCAUCUAUCAGUUUUUAAAAUCUUAACACUUAAAAUAACUUUAUUAAUAUUAAGGAAUCAUGAUGUUUCAGAAACUGUUUCAAGGGGAAGAAAGGAAUUUAUUGCAAUAGAUGAAAAAGAAUUUCUGUCAGUGUCAGACCUUGUGCGAGGCCGAGCGAAACUGGCAGAUGUCAACAAGGUAUAGGUAUCUGGCUGAUGAAAGGUUUCAUAUGCCAGAUUGGAAUAUCUUAUUGGUACUUAAUUUUGUGAUUUUGGCGAGGAAGUAUUUUGUGGGGUUUUAUUUUUGUGUUUAAAGCGUUCUCAACUUCAUUUUAUUUUUUGAAAAGUCUGAGCUUUUAGAUAAACUGGAACAUGAAGAUUAUAGCUAGAUUCUAUACUUCAUGUGAAAUCUUAGUUUAUAAAGUAAUGUUAUUUCACAACAGAAGAUACAGAAUGAAACUUGCCAGGGAAAUCACUAAAUAAUUUGUCAAUUUGUUGAUACAUAAUUAUCAUGGUGUUGUUAUUACAUGUAGAUCAUUUUUUUCUGUGAUUGAAUUUUAUAUGGGUAUUAAAAUUCUUGUUUAAAUUUCAUGGGGAUUCUUAUUUGUCAGUCUUUAAUUUUGCAAUUUUUUUUACGAUCACGAAAAAUGCAAAAUUAAAGACCCACGAAAUUAAGUACCAUUAAGGUACAUGUUUGUAAUUUUAUUGGUUGCAAAAUAAAAUAUUCAUUUGUAAAAUAAUAGUAGAAAAGUAAUGAUAUGGAAUUAAAGUUGAGUUAUACUAUGGUUAUAACUCCAAUAAAUUAGUGAUACUCUGUUUAAAUGUAAGGUUAACUUUGCUUGAAACAGGACACCUUUAAAUUCUCAUUUGAAAUAUCCAUGCUAUAAAUACAUUAAAUCAAGGGUUGAUUAUUCUGCCAUGUACUUAUAGAGAUUUAAAAUUUUACUAUUUUAGGUUUACGAGGUCCUAUUUCAACAUUUCAAGAAAAACAAAAACAGGUACAUGUAUUGCUUGUGUGUGUUUUGGUCAACACAGCACUGUUACUAAUAUGAAUAAUUUUGACGAUGAACAUGUAACAUCAUUACACACACUGAUUUCCAAGCUACAGUACUGAAUAUAGUAUUCUUAUUAUUUAAAAUUAAUAUAUUCAUAUUUCUCACCAAACAAACUGACUGAUAUUUUUCUCCAUUUUUGAAUAAUUAGCUCUAGUCUCACUCCUAAAGAAAUGACAAAAAUGGGGCUCAAGGUAACUGGUGCAACUGGAGAAGCAAAAUUAAAGGUAAAUCUUUUUCUGCAUGGCUGGCUGAAUGAACAGAAAUUAAUGCAAAGUUCCAGAAAAUAAACACCGAUACCUCCCCAUGACCCUCUAACCCUCUAGAUAGAAAUUACCAUCUUUUUGGUCUUUGAGACCCAUUCCUCCUCCUUCCAAUCCCUUCCCUGGGGUGAGUAUUUGGAGAUUUAAUUUACAGCACAUUUUUAUAUCUUUUGCAAACAAAACGAUACAGUGUAUGUCAAAGCUUAUCAUUAUGUGAGAAUCAAUUUGAGAAUGAUACUUUUUUGCCUAUUUUUAUUCAGCUAUGAUACAGAUCGGUAGGAAUUGCAUGCUAUGGGUAGUUAUGUGUAGAUAUGCCAUUUAUACCAAAUAUGACUGUGUGAAUACUGGUUGUAUUCAUGCACACUUGGUUUUGUUAAAAUGGUCAUCUCUUCUUACUCUAAUAUGUAUUUAUUUAAUUAACAAGUGUAUUAUGUGUGACCCAGUAUUUUUCAUGUGGCCCUUCUAAAAUGUGUAAGUUAACAUCAGGCCUCAGUUGUUCAAACGCUGGAUGGUGCUACCCACCAGAUAAAUCACUAUCCAGCAGAUAAGUAUUAAUAGGAAACCAAUAAUAAUUAUUAUUGGUUUCCUAAUUGGUUUCCCAAAUACUUAUACGCUGCCUUAUCCAUUGGAUAGAGAUUUAUCCAUCAGGUAGUGCUAGCCACCUUUUGAACACCUGGGACCAGAAGGUUCUGAGAAACACAGCUUGCAGCUAGAGGUUACCCUGAGAGGAGUGGUUUCUCUUGACUAAGUCUGGCCUGGAGAAAACACUGCUUGCUGUGUAGCUAAAGGUUUGCAAACCAUUUGGCUAGGGUGACCAGGAGUAAAAAUUAUCCAGCUAAAGGUCAGUGCCAGACUACCAUUUUGCAAGUCCACUGACCACUCUGAUCACUUGGCCAUACAGCUGAAUUCUUCCUCAGUGAUCGAGAUAUGAAUUAUUAGAAGGCACAUUAAAAUUAAUCCUUAACCUUUACUAUGGGAAAAUCAGAGUUUCAAAACCAUUAAAGAUAAUUAUUUAACACUGUGGCCAAAAUGGGCUUGGCAUGCAGCAAAAUUCAACUAUUUGUGACAAACUUUUUUACAAUGAGAUCAACAAUAAUGUCGUCAAGAGCCUUUUGGCCUGGAGGUACAUGUAAUGAAAAGAAGUGAUCAUAGCGUUAUUUUUUAUCUCUGCUGGUUUUAUUUUUCAGGUUCUCAGAGCACUGAAAGUCAUCGAGAUAAACAACAAGGGGGCUGUAAAGAUGGCAUGA
Messenger RNA from Porites lobata, 5497 nucleotides. The record is from the annotation of a GenBank genome assembly. Lineage: Eukaryota; Metazoa; Cnidaria; Anthozoa; Scleractinia; Poritidae.